Radiomyces spectabilis is the source of this 907-nucleotide messenger RNA. RefSeq lists its product as uncharacterized. Gene Ontology annotation, biological process: endoplasmic reticulum tubular network organization; membrane organization. Bases 51 to 863 code for a protein of 270 amino acids. Gene Ontology annotation, cellular component: endoplasmic reticulum; membrane. NCBI's taxonomy places the organism in Eukaryota, Fungi, Mucoromycota, Mucoromycetes, Mucorales, Radiomycetaceae. The record is from RefSeq and is a predicted model, not a curated record. The transcript is spliced from 5 exons.
UUUUGGCGCAAAGUUUCUCCUGUUUGAAUAACUUUUUACACCAUAUCAGUAUGGCUCCUCCUCCUCCAGCACGUCCUUUGUCGGCCCGCCUCUUCCAGAUUGCAAAGACUCAGCAAUUCGCUUGGUUCAUCGGCCAUGCAUUGACUCUGUUAGGCUCGCUUUUCCACUUUAUCUCGAUAUUCACGCUAGGUUCUGGUAUCAAGGCAUACAAGAUAGCAUAUGCCGGUGCGUUACUUUCCUAUGGUGUUGUUAUUUAUAAAUCCCACGGUGCUCCGCAAUUCAAUGCCGCUUAUGCCCAACGAUUGGUUAUGGACGAGAACAUGCAAUACCUGCUUCUUGCACUUUACUGGUUCGUGAACAGUCCUAUUACAGUGACUUUGAUUCCGUUCUUUACUUUCUCUACUUUCCACGCAUUGGGUUAUAUCCGCACCAACUUGAUUCCGGCCGUUUUCCCUGCUCCCCGCGCCCCGGCAGGCCAAUCGUCGUCUGCGCAACCCACCUGGCAAGCUAAACUUCAACAACAAAUCAAAGCAUGGACCGAUAAAAACUAUGGUGUCGCCAUGCGUUUGGUGGCUCAAGCUGAAGUCGUCGUGAUUGCUGGACGUUUGUUAUUGGGACUUUUCCGAUUGCAUAUCGUGCCUAUUUUCUUAUUUGCCCAGUUUUUACGAUUCCGCUACCAUUUAUCGACCUAUACAAAGCAAGCCUUCACAGAUCUUCGCGUCAGUCUCGAUCGUUUGCUUUUACCGCCUACCGCUGAUCCACGCAUUCCUUCCGCGGUCGGCAACUUUUACACUACCGUGAAAUCUAUGAUUAUUCGAUAUGGUGACGCGGUGGUGCAACGUCAACCUGGACCUCAGCAAUAGAUUUUGGAUGAUAAAGAAAAUUAAAAAGGAAAUCCGACCAACAU